Gadus chalcogrammus (walleye pollock) is the source of this 3363-nucleotide messenger RNA. Its product is annotated as inactive ubiquitin carboxyl-terminal hydrolase 54-like. Gene Ontology annotation, molecular function: cysteine-type deubiquitinase activity. The record is from RefSeq and is a predicted model, not a curated record. The coding region runs from base 1 to 3363 and encodes 1120 amino acids. Gene Ontology annotation, biological process: protein deubiquitination. NCBI's taxonomy places the organism in Eukaryota, Metazoa, Chordata, Actinopteri, Gadiformes, Gadidae. The transcript is spliced from 19 exons.
AUGGAGAUGUUCCAGAGCAUCUUUGCUCAGUUCCAGUUCAGCAGCGAGCGCGUGCUGCCGUCGGACGCGCUGCGCAGCGCCCUGGCCAAGACCUUCCAGGACGAGCAGCGCUUCCAGCUCGGCAUCAUGGACGACGCCGCAGAGUGCUUCGAGAAUCUUCUGAUGCGGAUCCACUUCCACAUCAGUGCCGAGAGCAGGGAGGACAUCUGCACGGCCAAACACUGCAUACCACACCAGAAGUUUGCCAUGACUCUCUUUGAGCAGUGUGUGUGUAACAGCUGUGGAGCAACAUCGGACCCCCUGCCCUUCAUUCAGAUGGUUCAUUACAUCUCCACUACAUCCCUCUGUAACCAGGCGGUGCGAAUGCUGGAGUGCAGAGAGAAGCCCACGCCGGACAUGUUCGGAGAGCUGCUCCGGAACGCCAGCAACAUGGGAGACCUGCGCAACUGCCCUAGUAACUGUGGCGAGGUGCUGCGUAUCCGGCGGGUGCUGAUGAACUCCCCGGAGAUCGUGAGCAUCGGGCUGGUGUGGGACUCGGACCACUCGGACCUGGCCGAGGACGUCAUCCACAGCCUGGGGACCUGCCUGCGCCUGGGCGACCUGUUCUACCGUGUGACGGAGGAGAGGGCUCGGCAGGCAGAGCUCUACCUGGUCGGCAUGGUGUGCUACUACGGCAAGCACUACUCCACCUUCUUCUUCCAGACGAAGAUACGCAAGUGGAUGUACUUCGACGACGCGCACGUCAAAGAGAUUGGCCCUAAGUGGAAGGACGUGGUGUCUCGCUGCAUCAAGGGCCACUACCAACCCCUGCUGCUGCUCUACGCUGACCCCCGAGGGACGCCGGUGGUAUCGCAGGACGGCUGCGGCGGCGGCGCUGCCUGUGGCUCCAACCCCCAGCUGGACCUCCAGCACUGCAGCAGGGCCGGCUACGACAGCGAGGACUCUGGUCGUGAACCGUCCAUCUCCAGCGACACACGGACCGACUCGUCCACGGACAGCUCCAGCCACCGGGUGUCCAGGACACGGCCCCUCCACCAAUCCACAGGCAGCCACCUCUCCAGCGAAUCACAGGCCACCGUGGUGUGUGGCCACGAGAGUGGAGCGUCCCCUCUGAGCAGUGACACCGCAGAGUCUGCAGUGGAAGGUCCGGCUCGCCCGCCAUCUCCUCCCUCGCAGGAGUACAAGGAGACGGCGGUGUUCCUCCUCUCCUCCCGGCGGCCCCUCACCUCCUCCUCCUCCUCCUCGCGCCCGCUCUCCUCCUCCUCUUCGUCGGGGGUCGGGGGCUGUGAGGGAGGGGCCGGCGGCCCUCACUGGGAGGAUGAGAGCACGAGCAGCGAGAGCAAGUCCAGUUCCUCCGGGGGGCGCUACAGGCCCGCGUGGAGGCCGAGGCGAGAGGCCCUGAACAUCGACAGCAUCUUCACCCGCCAGAGAGGCGGCGUCCCUCUGGGCUACAGCACCAUCCCCGGCCCAGCUUUCUCUGACCCCGCCCUCUCUGCCGGGCCUCCCCUCCCCCCACAGCCAGGCCUGCUGCUGGGGCACGAGUUGGCGGCGGCGGCGGCGGCCGGUGGCGGAGGAGGGAGGGACAUGGGAGAAGCCAGGGUGAGUCAUGGCCUGCCAGGAUUGUCCAGUGUUCUAGGCGGUAGUAGAGCCCCAGGCCCCCAGGGGCCCACAGCGCCCGCUCCCCUCAGAGGGGUGGAGCACCAGCCGCGGCUGAUCCAGAGGAUGGAGAGCGGCUACGAGAGCAGUGAGCGGAACAGCAGCAGCCCCGACAGGGACUCCGGGCAGCAGAAGAGAGUACUGAUGUCAGGACCGUCAUGGCGUUCUGUGCCCAAGUCCAAAAGCAGUGCCGCCAUCCUGCAGGAAGUACCCAACUGGAACACUGCCACCAACGCAGGCCCUGGCCGCAGCGAGCUGGACGAGCUGCAGGAGGAGGUGGCCCGCAGGGCCCGCAUGCAGGAGCAGCAGCGCCGCCGCCAGGCCGAGAAGGAGGCCGCCCUGGGCUUCAACCCCAAACCCAGCAAGUUCAUGGACCUGGACCAACUCCAGCACCAGGCUGUGCUCAGACCCCUGCAUGAGGCUAACGCUCAUAGCGGAUUGGCUGUAGCCGCGUGCAUGAGGAGCACUGGGGGCCCAAUCAAACGCAGGCAGGAACAGGAAACGGAUCGGGAGACAGGAAGCGCGCUCCGACAGGGGCCCCGCAGUGAACAGCCUGGCCCGCUCCAAAUACUGCUGACGCCCAAUCAGGAGGAGGAGGAAGAGGAGCGGACAAUGGCCCGACGGGACGCCGCCCUGAGCCACGACUCGUCACCCCCCCCCUGCAGGCCCCCCCUCCCCCGGCCCCAGCUCACCCUCAGCAUCCCUCACCCGUGCCUCCCCACCGGCCCCGUGCAGCAGGGGGAGGGGGAGGGGGAGGGGGAGGGGGGCGGGGCCAUGGGGGUGAGGCUCUGCGAGGCGCUGCAGGCGGGGGGCGUGCGGGUGAGACCGCUGAGGAAGCACCUGGCCAUCUCCCUGCCCUCGCUGCCCCUGCGGCUCUGGGACAUGCGCCCCCCGCCGCCGCCGCCGCCGCCGCCGCCGCCGCCAGCCACCCGCCGCCACCGGCCGACGCGGAGGAGCACCCUGGCCCCGCUGUGGCAGCCCCCCGGCCCUCCCCCCCCCGCCCACGUCCCCCGCCACUGGCCGGGACCCGCCCCCAACACCAAUAGCGCGGGCGCCAGCGCCACGCGCCAUUGGUCCUCCUGGAGCCUGGACCGCCCUGACGCGGUGGUGACGCCGUACAGCACGCCGCCCGACCGCUGCGUCCCCAUCGAGCCGCCGGCCUGCAGCAGCAGCGGCCGCAACUACAGCUACAGCUGCCAGUCGUCCCCUGGACACUACAGCUCCCAGCAUGCCCCUGGCCCCUGGCACAACAACCACCCCAACUAUAAUUACAACAGCAGCCCAGCUGACCACGACGAGGCGGAGCUGUCGGAACUCGACUACCUCUACCAGUCCAGCCUGCAGGCCGGCAGAGCAGGCUGCAGCCCGUCAGAACGGCUCAUAUCCAGGAGGGGGGUGCAGGGACCUCGCUCCCAGACCCCCAACGCAGACAUGGAGAGGAGUGUGUACGGGGCAGACUGCAGUAGCACCCCCACCUACCUCACCAAGCAAAUGGUAUUGCAGGACCUGCGUUUGGGGGCGGAGCCCAGUGCCGGGGGAAAUCUGCAGCGAAUCGGACGCAGCCUGAGUGGCACAGUGGUCACCCCUCGCCGCAGCCGGCUGACUGCAACGCGCAGCUUCGAGCUGUCCAGCGAUGCAGGGAGCUUCUGGCUGUGUCUGACGGGGGUGAAGCUCCCCUCCGACCAGAGUCCUGCUCUGCUCCACUGA